AUGUCCUACGCUGAUCUAAACAGAUCACGUUUACAUUUAGAUGGAUACUGCUAUACAAAAUGGAUGAAUGGACGUUGGGUUUCUGUCGGAGAUUGUGACAAUCCAAGCGCCGAAGAUGUUCUGAAGAAAUUAAGAGAGAAUGUUGCGAAAAAAGAAGAAAUCAAGACCUGGUACAGAGCAAGUAACGGACUCUACUACAAACUGUUCAACGAUCCAGUCACGUAUGCAACAGCUAAGUCAAAUUGUCAGAAUCGAGGAGGAGACUUGGCUUCUGUUGGCAUCAGAAAUCCUACUGUUUUUAACGGUGAAAUACUUCCAAUGAUAAAAUCAGUGGAAGUUGAUACCUGGAUAGGUUUGGAUGACAUUCAACAGGAAGGAGCAUUUGUCUGGGCUGAUGGAGUCACUUUGUCCGAUCAAGAUUCCUAUUGGAGUACUGAUCAACCGGACGAUCAUAAAAACCAAGAAGAUUGCGUACAUCUAUCUCACCUUAAGAAAUGGAAAUUUAACGAUAAUCAUUGUUCAACAAAAAUUGCCCAUUUAAACAUAUCGACGUCAUCACCUGUCCAUUUAAACUCAGGUGAAGAACCUGUAAUGUAUGCAGCUACAGGCAACAAUGUUAGCUGA
Styela clava is the source of this 624-nucleotide messenger RNA. NCBI's taxonomy places the organism in Eukaryota, Metazoa, Chordata, Ascidiacea, Stolidobranchia, Styelidae. The record is from RefSeq and is a predicted model, not a curated record.